Molecule: messenger RNA, 2697 nt
Organism: Fusarium keratoplasticum
Lineage: Eukaryota; Fungi; Ascomycota; Sordariomycetes; Hypocreales; Nectriaceae
Product: 26S proteasome regulatory subunit RPN1
Exons: 4
Coding region: 1-2697 (898 amino acids)
Biological process (GO): regulation of protein catabolic process; proteasome-mediated ubiquitin-dependent protein catabolic process
Cellular component (GO): proteasome storage granule; proteasome complex; proteasome regulatory particle, base subcomplex
Molecular function (GO): enzyme regulator activity
Source: RefSeq, a predicted model, not a curated record
AUGGCUCAGGAUAGCGAAGUGCCCAAGGCGGCGGACAAGGGCAAGGGAAAGGCCGUCGAUGAUGCGAAGAAGGAUAAGCAGCAGGAGAAUGGAAAGAAGGAGGACGACAAGAUCGAGACCGCCGAGGAGGAGCUCAGCGAGGAGGACCAGCAACUCAAGAAUGAGCUCGACAUGAUGGUCGAGCGUUUGACGGAGUCGGACUCGUCGCUCUACAAACCCGCCCUGGAAGCGAUGAAGACCUCCAUAAAGACAUCGACAUCAUCCAUGACAGCAGUGCCGAAGCCCUUGAAGUUCCUGCGACCACACUACGAGACUUUGACAAAGCUCUACGAAGAAUGGCCCGCGACCGAUGACAGGACAUCAUUGGCCGAUGUUCUCUCCGUCAUCGGUAUGACCUUUUCGGACGAGGACCGACAAGACACACUCAAGUACCGCCUCCUAGCACCCACCUCCGACAUUGGCUCGUGGGGCCACGAGUACACCAGGCACCUGGCGCUGGAGAUUGGUGAGGUGUAUGCCAAGCGCAUUGUGCACGAUGAACCCGUCAAGGACCUGAUCGACCUCGCACAGCACUUGGUCCCCCUCUUCCUGAAGAGCAACGCCGAGGCUGAUGCCGUGGAUCUCAUGAGCGAACUUGAGAUCAUCGAGGAGAUUCCCCAUUUCGUCGACGAGAACACGUACGCGCGAGUGUGCCUCUACAUGGUCAGCAUGGUCAACCUCCUCACCUAUCCCGACAACGAGACCUUCCUCAAGACCGCCCACAACAUCUACAUGGAGUACAAGCAGUUCGCACAGGCCAUGGUUCUUGCGAUUCGGCUCCACGAUGUCGAACUCAUCAAGGACGACUUCUACAAGGCCAAAGACCCUGCUCUUAAGAAGCAACUCGCAUUUCUCAUUGGCCGCCAGCGAAUAGCUCUGGACUAUCCUGAGGACACACUGGACGACCAGGAAAUCGCAGAGUGCCUAUCCAACUCCAAGUUGUCUGGCCACUUCAAGUCACUAGGUAAAGAGCUUAACAUCCUCGAGCCCAAGAGUACCGAGGAUAUCUACAAGAGCCAUCUUGAGAGCAGCCGGGUAGCGGGAAUGACCAACCUGGACUCGGCCCGACAUAACCUGGCCGCAGCGUUCGUCAACGCCUUUGUCAAUGCCGGCUUCGGUAACGACAAGAUGAUGCUGAUCGACGGCGAGAAGGAGACAUGGGUGUGGAAGACCAAGGCAGACGGUAUGAUGUCUACCGUCGCAUCCAUGGGAACCCUCUUGAUGUGGGACACUGAGAACGGUCUCGAUAAGAUCGACAAGUACACCUAUUCUAGUGAGAAGGAAAUCUCGGCGGGUGCUAUGCUUGCCAUUGGCAUUAUCAACUCGGGAGUCCAGAUGGAGGCUGAGCCUGCCCUGGCCAUUCUGGGUGACAAUGACAAGCUAAACAACCCCGAUCCCCUCAUCCGAACAGCUUGUAUCAUGGGUCUUGGUCUCGCAUACGCCGGCUCCAACAAGGAAGUCGUCCUCGAGCUCCUUCUGCCCAUCAUCUCGGAUUCGACCCAAGACAUGCAGAUUUCGGCCAUGGCUGCUCUGAGCUGUGGUCUCAUCUUCACCGGAUCUUCGCACCCUGAAAUCAGCGAGGCCAUCGUUACAACAUUGAUGGACGAUGAUCGCAAGAGCCAGCUGACGGACAAGUGGACCCGAUUUUUGGCUCUUGGCCUGGGUCUCCUCUUCUUUGGCCGACAAGAAGAGGUUGAUGUUAUCCUUGAGACCCUCAAGGCUAUCGAGCACCCCAUGGCAGAAGCCACGGCCGUGAUGGCCGAGAUCUGCGCCUGGGCAGGCACAGGUGCCGUCCUCAAGAUCCAAGAGCUUCUCCACAUUUGCAAUGAGCACAAGGAGGAGUCUGACGAGAAGAAAGGAGACGAGCUUCUGCAGGCCUAUGCUGUCCUUGGAAUUGCCCUGGUGGCCAUGGGUGAGGACAUCGGCCAGGAGAUGGUGUUGCGACAGUUUGGCCACCUCAUGCACUACGGCGAGCCCAACAUCCGAAAAGCCGUGCCCUUGGCUAUGGGUCUGAUCAGCCCAAGCAACCCCCAGAUGAAGGUUUACGAUACCCUUUCAAGAUACAGCCACGACAAUGACCCCGAGGUGGCCAUCAACGCCAUCUUCGCCAUGGGUAUCCUGGGUGCCGGUACCAACAACGCCCGACUUGCACAGCUACUUCGACAGCUUGCCAGCUAUUACCACCGCGACCAAGACGCCCUGUUCAUGGUCCGUAUCGCGCAGGGUCUGCUUCACAUGGGCAAGGGAACUCUGUCAAUCAGCCCCUUCCACACAGACCGCCAGGUCCUGUCCCGUGUCGCGGCUGCCGGUCUCCUGGCCACGCUCGUUGCUAUGAUCGAACCCAAGGACUUCAUCACCUCCCAAUCCCACUACCUCCUGUACUUCCUCGUCACCGCCAUGCACCCCCGUUUCCUCGUCACCCUGGACGAGAACCUCGAGCCUCUCAAGGUCAACGUCCGCGUUGGUCAGGCCGUCGAUGUUGUCGGCCAGGCUGGACGACCCAAGACCAUUACUGGUUGGCAGACUCAGAGCACCCCUGUGGUGCUUGGACAUGGCGAGCGUGCCGAGCUUGAGGACGAGGAGUACAUCAGCCUCAACAGCACCCUCGAGGGCUUGGUGAUUCUGCGGAAGAACCCCGAGUGGGAAAAUGAGAAAUAA